This is a messenger RNA of Ilex paraguariensis (yerba mate), 1340 nucleotides long. The record is from the annotation of a GenBank genome assembly. Lineage: Eukaryota; Viridiplantae; Streptophyta; Magnoliopsida; Aquifoliales; Aquifoliaceae.
CGUUAACCCUAAUCCCUCUCUCCCUGUCUCUCUCUCUCCCCCUCUAUCUUUCUCUCUCUUCUGCAACUUCUCCAACGAGGAAGAGAAGAGGGGAAAAAACGAAUUUCGCAAAAAAAAAAAAAAUCAAAAAAAGAAGAGAAAAUCCACCAAUGGGAAAGCUUAUAUGUGAUUCGACGACGUCUUCACCGGUGAUUCCAUGGAGAGACCCGACAUCAGCUCCGUCUCGCGAAACGAUCGACACCACCGUCGAUCUAGCUGACCAGGCGUUGACGACCACCUGGGACAACGUUUCCGGUUUAGAAGACCAACAAAGAAGACAUUUAACGAGACUCCACGCGAAGGGUGUGAUGUGGAAACACCCAGAGGAUCAAAACGCAUCAGUGGUGUUUAAGCUGAGUCACGGUGGAGAUGUAGAGGCUGACGGUAACUGCCUUUUCACGGCUUCUAAGAAGGCCAUGCGAUCCACAAUCGACGCCCAAGAUCUACGGCGACGAACGGUACGGAGAUUUCUGGAAGAUCUUGUAUCUGUGAGUGGGCUGGAGAGACGAGAGAUUGAGAAGGCAAUAAAACACAUGUACUCGCCUGAUCUCAAGUCUGGAUGGGGGAUACAUGUGGUUCAGGAGGUCAAGUUGUUAGCCAAGAAGGAAGAUCGUGAGGGCUUAGAUUCGGCCACUGACGAGCUUGUUCAUCUUGGGAUGCAGAGAGAAUUGGCCGCGGAGUCAAUUUAUAAAGAGAGAUGCAUUGCUGUGGAUGAUGGCCCGAGUUGGGCGAAGUACAUGUCAAUCUCUGGUUCUCCUGAUGAUGAAUAUGAUAUCAUCACUUUGCAAUAUACCAAGGAGGGUUUAUUAACUGUAGACGAGAAUAGAGAAGGUCAUGCUGCUGCUUUUGGCGAUGACAUAGCAAUAGAGUGUCUUGCAACGGAGUUCAAAAGACAAAUAUUUGUGGUGCAAGCACACGGAUCGGAUGCGAUGGUAGAUGAAGAAAAUUGUGUUUUCUUCCUCCCACAUAGUCCAAGGAGCCAAAUAUGUGGAUCUCCCUUCUUUCUAUUCAUGAAAGGGACAGGUUGGUGUGGUGCUGGUGCUGAUCAUUAUGAGCCCCUUAUUGCUCAAACUUCAUCACUUAUUUCCCAGGAGAAGGUGGCUAUUACUUGGUCAUUUCCGAGCCUGAAAGGCAGGUUCUUGUGCCUGUAUUACCUGAGGAAUCCCGUAGUGUGCUGUUUUGUAGUGAUUUUUCCGGCUUCUGUUUGUGUUUCUGUUUCUGUUUUCUUGAGAGUAGUGUUGUACUGUUCUGUUCAAGCUGGAAUAUACCUUUCUGUUGUAUCUGAUGCUGGAUUUCAUUAA